AUAUCUGAAAUCUACUAUUUACCAUUUACCUAGGCACUUGGACAACGUGCCAGUUUUACUUUGUGGUCUAAUAUUUAACGUUUCGAAGGCAGAAGAUAGGGGUGAAUUACGAGCUUAUCUUCCUUAUCUCGAACUGAGUGAACCCCACUAUUAUGAACUGAUACCAUCUUCAACCUCGAUACAUGUAGGCAUUUCAUCUUAAUUAUUAAUACUUUUGUACGUUGGUUAGAUAGCUUGAAUAGAUAUAUACCCACCUAGAUAUAUUCCUUGAUAAGCGCCGAAUGAUACCAGCCAUAGUGAAAACGACGAUGUCACUACCACCGGCCCUCAGCAUCAACCCGCCCCUCCUCAACUCGGCCAACCCAUGGGCGACUACGCUGGAAGACUUAACGGCCCUGUUCGAGUGCCCGUCCACCGGCGCGGUGACGACGCGGACGGCGCUGCUGAACGGCUUCCCGCACGACCCGGAUACGCACCAGUACUCGUUCUUCGACCCCGGAUCCAACACCCCGACGGGCCGGAUCUCGACGCCGGGAGGGGACGAGACCGCCGGUGCCAGCGCGAGCGCCAGUUUAAAUAAUAUGGGGUACAGCCCCAUACCGCUAGACGCGUACCUCGGGUUCGUCGAGACGAUAGCGAGGGAGAAAGGGCCCCGUGGUAAGGGGUUCGUGGUCUCGGUCACGGGACCCCCGGACCACGUGGCGGAGUGCUACGCCCGCGUCGCGGAGGCGCAGAAAAGGAUCGGGGAAGGCGUCCCGCUCGCGCUGGAGGUCAACCUGAGCUGUCCUAAUAUCCCCGGCGCGCCGCCGCCGGCGUACGACGCCGUGGCGCUGGGGACGUAUUUGGAGGGUCUGGCUGGUGUCGCGGGGGCGCGGGCGAAGGGGGACGGGGAUGGGGAUGGGGAGGGUGUUAGGAUUCCGUGGGGCGUUAAGACGCCGCCGUAUACGCAUGCCGGACAGUUUGCCAUGUUGGUCAGCGCGCUCCGGGGCGCGGCCGCGAGGGCUGGCAGCGUGUGUCCGGUUAGCUUUGUCACGGCGACGAAUACGCUCGGCUCGUGCCUGGUUCUCGAGGCUACUGGUACUGGUUCGAGCGAGAAAGGAGAGGGGGAAGGGAAGGGAAAGGGAGGGCCGAGGUUAGCCGGGACGGGAAUCGGCGGGAUGGCGGGCCCGCCGCUGCAUCCCCUGGCCCUGGGAAACGUGAAGACGCUUAGGGAGACGCUGGACGAGGCGCCGGAGACGAGGCACGUGCAGAUUAUCGGCGUGGGCGGCGUGGGGGACGCGGAUGGGUAUCGACGGAUGAGGGGUGUUGGGGCGGCGGCGGUGGGCGUGGGGACGGCGCUGGGGAGGAGGGGGGUGGGUGUUUUUGAGGAGAUUGAAAGGGGGUUAGGAGGACGGUGGUGAAAGUGGGAUAUUUUAGAUGUGCUUUGUUUGGGUGUCGUGGAUUGGAUGAGGGGGUUGGCUUGUUGUAUCACGGUGAUAUUGGCUUGGCUGUGGAUUAAGGAGGAACUACCUAGACAAGAUGAAGUAACAAACACAAUUAAUAUAUAAAUAUUAAAACCGGAUACUACGGUGUAAUCA
This is a messenger RNA of Annulohypoxylon truncatum, 1577 nucleotides long. Its product is annotated as dihydroorotate dehydrogenase. The record is from RefSeq and is a predicted model, not a curated record. The transcript has a single exon. Gene Ontology annotation, cellular component: cytoplasm. Gene Ontology annotation, biological process: 'de novo' pyrimidine nucleobase biosynthetic process; pyrimidine nucleotide biosynthetic process. Gene Ontology annotation, molecular function: dihydroorotate dehydrogenase activity. Bases 282 to 1400 code for a protein of 372 amino acids. Lineage: Eukaryota; Fungi; Ascomycota; Sordariomycetes; Xylariales; Hypoxylaceae.